AUGACUCCUCUACAGAACGUUGCCAUAGCGGGAGUGAUGGUGGUCAAGGAGCUUCUAGCCUCUGGCUUCCAUGUCGUCCACGAUUCCUUCGAUUCUUGGAAGGCAGCUCUUGAGGGUCAAGACGCAAUUAUAUCGUUUCUCACACCACCGGCAACGGAGUAUCAAAACCUGGCCGCGGAUGCUGCCGUCGCUGCCAACGUGAAACGUUUUAUCCCCUCGGAAUGGGGCAUGAACACAACGAUUCUCGACAAUACAAUCUUUGGCAAACUGCUGUCAGACAAAACAACCACACAAAGCCAUUUGGCCAAGCUGUCCAAGGACAACGAUUUCUUCUCGUGGACGGGGAUUUCUACUGGAUUGUGGUUUGACUGGGGUCUGGAAAACCUCUCGCUGGGCUUCGACAAGAAAACCCGCACGGUUGACAUCGCCGACUCCGGCAGCGAACAUUUCCAGACGACAAACCUCAAUACCAUCGCCGAAGUCGUAGCUAAGGUCUUGAGAAGCCCUGGCCAGACCGCUGACAGAUACAUCACCAUCGCUUCAUUCAAUAUCUCGCAGAGGGAGAUUCUCGCGCUUGCAGAGGAGAUAUCGGGCCAUAAGUGGACAGUUAAGCCCUACAACGUCUAUGAGGCCCAGGGAACUGCCGAACAAGCCCUGAGGAUCAGAGAUUUUGAGAAUGCAUUUUACCCUUUGCUUCAUGGCCGCCUCUUGACGGAUGGUGCUAAUCUAGCACUCAAGCCGGACCAGAACUUUGUCCAGGAUGUUCUGGGCUUCCAGGAAGAAGACCCAACUGAUGCUAUCAAGGCUUGGCUUGGACAUGGACAAUAA
This is a messenger RNA of Ilyonectria robusta, 828 nucleotides long. RefSeq lists its product as uncharacterized. The coding region runs from base 1 to 828 and encodes 275 amino acids. The record is from RefSeq and is a predicted model, not a curated record. The transcript is spliced from 4 exons. NCBI's taxonomy places the organism in Eukaryota, Fungi, Ascomycota, Sordariomycetes, Hypocreales, Nectriaceae.